Messenger RNA from Exophiala spinifera, 513 nucleotides. RefSeq lists its product as uncharacterized. The record is from RefSeq and is a predicted model, not a curated record. Lineage: Eukaryota; Fungi; Ascomycota; Eurotiomycetes; Chaetothyriales; Herpotrichiellaceae. The transcript has a single exon. Bases 1 to 513 code for a protein of 170 amino acids.
AUGUCUCUUCUUGUCGAUUCGAACAAUAGACCCAGGCAUACAUUGAGAGCCCUGUGGGACGUUGCCCAGAUGGAGGACGCGUCAGAGUGGGAGGUUCUCUCAUUCUGGCGGUAUCUCCUGAGCAAGCACGCAUUCGAAGAAGAGUACUGGAUCGUCGACCAUGGUAUACGCUAUGUCGAACAAGGAAACGAAAACAGAAUCGCGGUUCUCCUCUGGCACGAAGCAAAAAGGGGCGAGUCAAUGAGUGAGCAGAAAGAAUGCGAAGAUCAAGCCCUUCAAGCUUGUCAAGAAUAUCUCCAACGGCACGCAUGGCAAACCGAGCUCUACGCAAUGACCACACUUAGGACAAAGGCCAAGAUAUGGUCAUAUGACAAGAUAGCACAAGUAUUGGUUGCUCUGUACGAUGAUCAUUACGUUGAAGCAAAUUCAAGCGAGGGUAUCCAACUCAAGAUGUGUUUCGAAAGAACUAAAACCUACGCCAGUCGCAUGGCCCAAACUUGCAUCUUGAAAUGA